Rhopilema esculentum is the source of this 697-nucleotide messenger RNA. The record is from RefSeq and is a predicted model, not a curated record. Lineage: Eukaryota; Metazoa; Cnidaria; Scyphozoa; Rhizostomeae; Rhizostomatidae.
UUUAUUUCAUUCCAGUUGUACUUGAUUGACUUUGGCCUUGCCAAAAAGUACAGAGAUGCCCGUACGAAACAGCACAUUCAUUAUAGAGAGGACAAAAACCUAACGGGCACUGCAAGAUAUGCAAGCAUCAAUGCUCAUCUUGGCAUCGAGCAAUCCCGUCGUGAUGACAUGGAGUCUCUUGGAUAUGUCCUCAUGUAUUUUAACCGUUCCACUUUGCCAUGGCAGGGAUUAAGGGCUGCUACUAAAAAACAAAAAUAUGAGAAAAUAAGUGAAAAGAAAAUGUCCACCCCAGUUGAGGUUCUUUGCAAGGGCUUCCCAACGGAGUUCGCUAUGUACUUAAACUAUUGUCGUGGACUGAGGUUUGAAGAGGCACCUGACUACAUGUAUCUGAGACAGUUAUUCAGAAUACUGUUCCGUACACUCAACCACCAGUAUGACUAUGUGUUCGACUGGAGCAUGCUGAAGCAAAAGGCAGCAGCCACUGCCACAGUUGGCAGUUCUGGUGCUCUAGCAGCCCCACCUACUGCUACUAAAAGAGAGAGUGAUGAGAGAAUGAAGAGGAAAGGAGCCAGCAAAGGCCAUUAAUUGGUCUUUUGGUGGCAGUUAGGCAAAUAUCUGACAGCAAAAGUUUAGGAACUGAAAAAUACUUCAAAAAGGUGUACUGUUUCUGUAAUUAAGCCUUUUUUAUUUACUUGCA